Messenger RNA from Syzygium oleosum, 1176 nucleotides. Its product is annotated as putative pentatricopeptide repeat-containing protein At1g74580. The record is from RefSeq and is a predicted model, not a curated record. Bases 1 to 1176 code for a protein of 391 amino acids. Gene Ontology annotation, molecular function: protein binding. The transcript has 5 exons. Lineage: Eukaryota; Viridiplantae; Streptophyta; Magnoliopsida; Myrtales; Myrtaceae.
AUGAUCAGUUGGGGGAUCACAGGGAUAUAUGUGAAAUGGAGCAGAAAUACAGUUCAAGGUCAAUGGCACCAAAAGGAUCCCCUCAGAGCAUUCGAGUUGUUCGAUUCAGUUAGAAAAGAAGAUGGCUUCAAGCGCAUGUUGUCAACUUACUCAUACAUGAUUGAAAAGCUUGGGUUUCAUGGAGAGCUUGAGGCUAUGGAGUAUUUGCUGUCAGAGAUUAGAACAAACAUCAAUGCUGUUUACUGGAAGGAGUCUGUCUAUAUUGGGGCCAUGAGAAGUAGAGGAAGGGGUUGUGAUCACAAUGUUGUUGCAUACUGUACUGUCCUUGGUGGGUUCUAUGAACAGAAUUAUCGAUGUGAGGCAUAUGAAUUGUUUCUUGAGAUGCUUAGUUUAAUUAUUCAUCCUGAUAUUGCAAUAUUCCAUAAGCUUAUUCAUAUACUUUGCAAGAAUGGGGACAUCCAGGCAAGUGAAAAGCUUCUUGCCAAUGUCCUGAAGACGGGAUCCAGUCCAAAUUUGUUCACAUUCAAUAUUUUCAUUCCGGGACUUUGCAGGAAAGGCGCUCUUGUUGAGGCUGUGAGGUUGGAAAGUAUAACUGCAGAGGGUUUAACUCCACAGGUUGUCAUGUAUGACACUUUAACUGAUGGCUUGUGUAAGAAUUCUAGGGCUGUGGAAGCUGAAAGCUUUUUGAGUAAAAUGGUGAAUUGGGGGCUUGACCUAGACGACUAUAGAUACGACACCAAAAUCAAUGGAUACUGCAAAGUUGGUCCGACAGAAAUUGCAGAUAAGAUUCUCAAUGAUGCAAUUUUGGAGGGAUUUGUGCCAGAUCAUGAUCAGAGGCUUUUCCCAGAAGGGGCUUAUAAUGGAACUGAGAUGUCCCAAAAUUUAGUUAUUAAUGGACUUUGCAAGAUGGGUUGCGUAUCUGGUGCUUAUGAUGCUACAACCAGAGGGUACAUCCCCGACAUGUUUACUUUCUAUACAUUGGCUGAUGACUGUCGUAAGCAAUUGAAGUUGGAUGGUGCAGCUAGAGAGAAUGUGCUUUAUGGUGUUUUUCCAGAUGUGACCACAUAUAAUUCUUUGUUGAAUGGCCUAUGCAACAAGGCUUCAAAGUUUGAACAUGUGAUGGAAAUUUUCGACACGAUGGUUGGGAAACAGUGCAACCAUAAAAUCAUUACUUAA